AUGAUAAGGAAUAAACAACUACCAGCUCUUCGAACACUUCAAAUAGAUGCAAAUUAUCUUGGUAAAGAUUUUAAUUCAUAUCAUUGGGAUAUAUUUUCAUCAAUUUUUCACAAUAAUAAAUCUCAUCCAAUCGAUUCAUUUAGACAUGAAUUUCAAUUGUUUCUUUGUUUAUUAAUAUCAUAUAAUAGACUUCUUUCAUCACCUUCUUUAGUCGCAGCUGUUCAAUAA
This is a messenger RNA of Rotaria sp. Silwood2, 228 nucleotides long. The record is from the annotation of a GenBank genome assembly. NCBI's taxonomy places the organism in Eukaryota, Metazoa, Rotifera, Eurotatoria, Philodinida, Philodinidae.